GGUGUCAGUCCUAGCCCGGCAGCUCGGCGGCGGUGGGAGCGAGAGGAGGCGGCGGCGCGGCAGCGUCUGUGCUUAUGAAAGAAGACAAUGACAACUGACGAGGCCACAAAGAAUGAAGGAGAGGUCCAGACAGCAGCUCUUGCUGAACAAGGAGAGGACAUCACACCCAAUCAAGAUCGAGGGGUUCUGAAGAUUGUGAAGAGGCCAGGUCAUGAGGACAAGUCCCCUAUGAUUGGAGACAAGGUUUACGUCCACUAUAAAGGAAAGCUGGCCAAUGGAAAAAAAUUUGAUUCCAGCCGUGAUAGGAACGAGCCAUUUAUUUUCAGUUUGGGAAAAGGCCAGGUAAUCAAGGCAUGGGACAUUGGGGUUGCCACCAUGAAGAAAGGGGAGAUCUGCCACUUGCUGUGUAAACCAGAAUAUGCGUAUGGCUCUGCCGGCAGCGUCCCAAAAAUCCCUUCCAAUGCAACUCUCUCUUUCGAGAUCGAGCUUCUUGAUUUCAAAGGGGAGGAUUUAUUUGAGGAUGGAGGAAUCAUCCGGAGAAUCAAACGGAAAGGGGAAGGAUACUCCAACCCAAACGAAGGAGCCACCGUAGAAAUCCACCUGGAAGGAUUUUAUGGUGGCAGAAUAUUUGACUGCAGAGAUGUGACGUUCGUUGUCGGAGAAGGGGAAGACCAUGACAUUCCAAUUGGAAUUGACAAAGCUCUAGAAAAAAUGCAGAGAGAAGAAUACUGUAUCUUGUACCUUGGACCACGAUAUGGGUUUGGCGAGGCAGGGAAGCCGAAAUUUGGCAUCGAGGCAAAUGCUGAGCUUGUGUAUGAAGUUACACUUAAAAGCUUUGAAAAGGCCAAAGAAUCCUGGGAGAUGGACACCAAAGAGAAACUUGAGCAGGCUGCCAUUGUCAAAGAGAAAGGGACAGUGUAUUUCAAGGAAGGCAAGUACAUGCAGGCAGUGAUUCAGUAUGGGAAGAUCGUGUCCUGGUUAGAGAUGGAGUACGGCUUAUCAGAAAGGGAAUCUAAAGAAGCUGAAUCCUUCUUGCUGGCAGCCUUCCUCAACUUGGCCAUGUGCUACCUGAAGCUGCGAGAGUACAUCAAAGCUGUUGAGUGUUGCGAUAAGGCAUUAGGACUGGAUCAAGUCAACGAGAAGGGGUUGUAUAGGAGAGGUGAAGCCAGACUACUAAUGAAUGAAUUUGAAUUGGCGAAAUGUGACUUUCAAAAAGUACUGGAAGUAAACCCGCAGAACAAAGCUGCCAAGUCCCAGAUCACAGUCUGCCAGAAGAAGAUGAAGGAGCACAAUGAGCGUGACCGGAGGAUAUAUGCCAACAUGUUCGAGAAGUUUGCAGAGAGAGAUGCAAAGGAGGCCAGCAAAGCCGUGGGAGAGAGCGAGGCGGAGAAAGAACCAUGUGAAAAGGGGCUAAAAACUCCAGUGGCUGAAGGCAAAGUCUGAGGGGCACAUCCGACGGAAGAGAAGGUGGAAAGUUGAUUCUUAUGAACUUGGCCUGCGCCAAAACAGGUUUCUGCGGAACUCAGGACUCCACAGUGUUUAUUGUAAAGCUUGUUACAGUUUGUGUGAUCGUGGAAGCAAAAUGCCUAACCAGCAGCUUCACAAACAAAAAUGUUUAAACAGCCCUUCUGCUGUGAGCAUGCUCAGCAGUGGAGCAGAAGCAAAGGGACGGUGGGACCACUCCAAGUGGAACAAAUGGUCUUUAAAAAGAAAGGGGGAACGACAAAAAAGCAACAACAAAGCAACAAAACUUGGCACUAAGGGGGUUAACUGAGGCGGCUCAAGUCCUGCUUAUUUCAGUUCAUGUCAACUUUCCGUACAGUGUCCAGGGUCCUCUGAAGCGAGUUAGAAUGUAGGAGCUAUCAGUUGUACAAUUCAGUAUUGCAUUUGGUUGUACUGUCAUAGCACGACACGGGCCUAUGUUGUUGUUCUUUAAAAAAAAAAAAAAUUGACCCAAGUGCUACCGAUUCAAGAUAUCGCGCUGUACCUACUAGAACAAAGUGCAAAGCAAUGUGCCAUGGUUUGUGUACCGCAGUGUUAUGGACUUGAAAGCCAGAAGCAGAGAGGUUACCUUCUCAUGUAAUUUCUUUCUUCUCUCUCACUCCAGUAUAGACUUCAAAUGGGUUUCUGUAGCACAAGGGACGGAACAAUCUAGCUCUUAUGGUUACAUUCAGCGGUGAUGAGCUCUUGGGGGUUGGGUUUCUGUCUGGAGGUUCCUUGGAUGCGUUUCUGGGGAUGUUACAAUGUGAUGACAGUAACCAGCAUUAAAGUACUGCAUUUCAUCACGACUUUCCCAUUUCCUUUUCGGAAACUGUUACAACGGCUCCCACAAGUGCUGCUUCAGUUA
Emys orbicularis (European pond turtle) is the source of this 2347-nucleotide messenger RNA. It is a transcript of the gene FKBP5, whose product is annotated as FKBP prolyl isomerase 5. Gene Ontology annotation, molecular function: peptidyl-prolyl cis-trans isomerase activity; protein binding. The transcript is spliced from 11 exons. The coding region runs from base 88 to 1443 and encodes 451 amino acids. NCBI's taxonomy places the organism in Eukaryota, Metazoa, Chordata, Testudines, Emydidae. The record is from RefSeq and is a predicted model, not a curated record.